CAGCAACGAGGAAGCAAAACAAAAUAUAAGGGUUAAUUACAAUGUUAGCAUGAUCCAGCAGGAUGGAGUCCGUCACCAUUUCUGCCGGAGUGCUGGGAACAUGAAGGAUGCUUACUGGGCAGAACCAUCUAAAAGAUAAGAUGAGAGAGACGGCAAACAUUAGUGAUGAGACAGAGGCACAGCUCAGUCCAGUUUCACACAGGGAGAAGAGGAAUUCAAACUUGGACGUUGCUCUGUAUAUUUAACAGAUUGUGAUUUUGAGUUCUUGGCCGAAAAGCAACAUGAAGUACAGGACGGUGGUGAUGUACAUGGAGAUUGGCUGCUUCGUGUCCUGCCUGUGUGGCUGGAUCCUGGUGUGCUCUACUCUUCCCACUGAGUACUGGACCUUCUCUGAGGUCGGCAGCAUUGUGCUGACCACCUCCAACUACUACUCUAACUUGUGGAAGGACUGCAUCUCAGACACCACGGGGGUGUCUGACUGCAAGGAUUACCCUUCAAUGCUGGCCCUGCCUGCCUUCCUGCACGCCUGCAGAGCACUCGCUGUCUGUGCCGUCAUCACUGGCUUCUUCGGAGGCGUCCUCACACUCGUAGGGAUGAAAUGCACCAAAAUAGGCGGAUCAGAGAUUGCCAACGCCAGGGUGACCUUUGCAGGCGGGAUAACCUACCUGGUUUCAGGAUUCUGCGGCAUGAUCACCUACUCAUGGUGGGCCAACAAAGUCAUAACAGAAUUCGUGGAUCCUAAUUUCAGGGCACAGAAGUUUGAACUUGGGGCUGCAGUGUUCGUUGGCUGGGGAGGGUCCCUCCUUCUCCUCUCUGGAGGGACAGUGCUGAGUUACUUCUCUGGAAAAGAAGGCCUGCCAUCAAGUUCUCCUAAAGGACCACGGAGGCCACCCACUUACGCCACUGCCCGCACCAGACGGACCUACAUGCUGCCGGCCUCGUCGUCCAGGGUGACUCUGGUGCCGCCGCUGUUUUACGAAGGCAGGAAGAGCCGAGCAACCAGAGCGACCACGAAGACCGGUCGCACCUUCAGCAGGGACAGCUUCGUCUGAGCCAGAGGCGAACUCUGAGCUGAGAAAGUGACUUUAAAGACUGUAAAGGAAUGCUUUUUGAUAUUUGGAGAAAAAUGCUAAUUUGCUUUCUUGUCGAGAUGAGAAGUUCAAUACCACUUUCAUGCAUCUAUGUUCACUGUAAGGGUGAAGCAGCAAAGGUCUAGCUUAGCUUGGCAUAAAGACUGAAGGCAGGGAGAACAACAUCAGACUACCAGCACCUUUAAAGCUCCCCAUCUUGUUGUGUAAAAUUGGCUGUUUGUUUUUUGCUGGCAGUACUACCAUACACCACCUACAAGGCGAGGAACAUGUGACUGAUUGGUUUUUGUAUGAAUUAAUUAGUGAGCCUUGGACAUUCAGGUAUAGUUCCAGACAGCGCCAAGCUAUGUCCUAUCUUUAUGCUAAGCUAAGCAGCUUCUGGCUGUAGCUUUAUAUCUUGCGUCCGGGCAUGAGAGUGGUAUUCAGUGGUAUUCUCAUCUAUCACUCGGCAAGAAAGCAAAAUACUAUCACUCUGAAGAAGACAUGCUUUGCUGCACCUUGUUAAAAGCUCUGUGCUCCAGAUCUGCAAUAAGUCUGUUGUUUUCUGUAAACCUUUUCUACUUAUGGCUGUUUUCUGUCUUUCAUCAGGGAGCAUUCACUGUCUGUUGACCCUCUGUCUACCUGCACGCUUCAUUCUUUUCAAACAGGCCGAAGGGUAUAAAAAGAAAUACAGCUCUUAAUGCAGAUAGACAGCAUCGUUGCAUGUUAUACGACUUGGUAUUUGUUUACAAAUCUGUUCAAAUCAAAAAUCUAAUAACACAUUUAUUUAUUUCUGUGACAGCACAACUCCCCAUAAAAACCCAGUUCCUCAUUUCACACACAGAGUCAGUGUCAUGUCUGAGUUGCUCCUGAGAAUUUGGUGGUGGUGGAAGACGUUUUCAAAUCAUUUACUUAUGGAAAAGGAACAAAUCUAUAAACACUAUGAAACUCCAUUCAUUUAAGAUAAAAUAUACGACUUGUUUAUCACACGUUUUAAUUCCUCAAUGUAUUCUUCACGUUUGUUGAAAAUAUUUUUCCAAUUGGUAUGAUCAUGCUCACCGUUUUAAAUCACCCGUAAGUGAAGUCUGCAUGUCCAGCUCAGCCUUUACAUUACAUUCUUUUUAUCUGAACAGUACAACUGGAGGGCAGGACCGAAAUACACAAGUGAACGAUUGUGUGUCGUUGUUACAGCACGCUGUUCAUUUCGGAACUCUUUUUUAGCAAGAAUUCUGUACAACAAUUUCACUGAAAUGCUCACAUAUGGGAGUCUGUGUUGUUUCAUACACUUGAAUCAAAAUUGUCAAAUAAAUGAUGUCAUUUAUCCUGAAUUUACAUAUGGCUUUACAAACAGAACUUUAUUAGACACAUGUCAUUAUUGUUUCUUUUUACUCCAAUUAUGAUGUUUAACAGACCUUUAGCUGACAUGAAAACUCCAUGAAGUCCUGCAAUCAUCGUAUUAAAGGAUAACUUUCGUUUUUUACAACUUGGACCUUAUUUCU
Chelmon rostratus (copperband butterflyfish) is the source of this 2566-nucleotide messenger RNA. Its product is annotated as claudin-10-like. Gene Ontology annotation, molecular function: structural molecule activity. The record is from RefSeq and is a predicted model, not a curated record. Lineage: Eukaryota; Metazoa; Chordata; Actinopteri; Chaetodontiformes; Chaetodontidae. The transcript has 5 exons. Bases 282 to 1052 code for a protein of 256 amino acids. Gene Ontology annotation, cellular component: bicellular tight junction; plasma membrane. Gene Ontology annotation, biological process: bicellular tight junction assembly; cell adhesion.